GAAGAUGAUGGCAUUGUUUACUUUGCUUGUCAACCCCGACGCAACGUCUGGGUGCGGGACAACGCGCAUUGGGCUCUUCAAGCUUGGUUGGGCUCAGAGUCGAUCUCAACCACACUAGGGCACUGUAUUCUGAAGCAGAAGGGUCCAACUAUAACGGCCACUUUACUUGGCUUGGAAGUGAGUAUCUCAGCGCGACAAAGGCGAAUGGUGUCAUGGACCCGCUACGCGCACAGUGUUUUCCAACGUCAUUUUCACUCGGUUGCUAGCAAAAGCAAAUGGGAGAAAAGCAAUAAUAACAGAUCGGCCGCGGCCGAAGAUCGCGAAGCAGAAAACUAG
Pyricularia pennisetigena is the source of this 336-nucleotide messenger RNA. RefSeq lists its product as uncharacterized. The annotation marks the transcript as partial. Lineage: Eukaryota; Fungi; Ascomycota; Sordariomycetes; Magnaporthales; Pyriculariaceae. The record is from RefSeq and is a predicted model, not a curated record. The transcript has 2 exons.